Anopheles coustani is the source of this 1282-nucleotide messenger RNA. RefSeq lists its product as uncharacterized. Gene Ontology annotation, cellular component: nucleus. The record is from RefSeq and is a predicted model, not a curated record. Bases 44 to 1051 code for a protein of 335 amino acids. Gene Ontology annotation, molecular function: zinc ion binding. NCBI's taxonomy places the organism in Eukaryota, Metazoa, Arthropoda, Insecta, Diptera, Culicidae. The transcript is spliced from 2 exons.
GCGGUGGAUUAGUUUGUGUAUUAAAAUAUUUCAUACAAUAGCGAUGAGGUGCCGGCUAUGUUUAUGCCUUGUGGACAAACAAUGUGGUUAUGCGUCUCUAGUUGACCAAGCUUUCAGCAACAUGGUCAAACAAGUUAUGAAUUUUGUGAUAUCGACAGCACAGAGUAUCGCUGAACAGCAAUAUAGUUUGCCCGUUUUGGUUUGCCUGCAGUGUUCGAAAACUGUAAGAGAUUUUUACAGUUUUUGUAAAUUGGUUGAAGCUAAUCAGAUAACACAAAGAUCGGAAUACGCGAAUCGGAACAAUGCUAUGUCCAUCGAUGAACUUCUGGAAUGCAUCAAGCCCGAUCCUGAAUUGGAAGAUGGCAAGCUUAAUGAUGUUGUGCAAGAUUCCCUUGUCAUGUCCGCUUCAGAAGAAGAUCCGGAAAACGAUGGUGAAAUUUUCUCUACUGCUACGGAAAACGUGAUGGACAAGGGAAUAACAGUAUCAAAAGAAAUCCUGUCAAUCUGCGUUGAUAAAGGAGACGUCAUUAAAAGCAUUGCAAGCAUGGAAAGACGCAUAAGUAUUAUGACGAAGAAACUUGAUACGGCUUUACAGAAGCUGCCUAUACCAGGAAACGUGAAGGAUCGACGCGUUUCUUUCGAGUUCAGUCCAAUUACUAAUGAGGUGGAACUUGCUUCCUUAAAUGAGCAUUUGGGUCAAAAAGAGUACUUUCAAACUUUUCUAGACUGGCUAAAUUGUGAAGUAUCAAUGGCACGUACCGGCGACCAUCGCAUGCACGAGGCAUUAGAUCUAAUUUUUAGCAGGCCUUUUUUUGCCGAAUGCAGUUGGACAGGUAAAUCGGUACCUGGAAAAAUGAAGUUAGCGUUGAUAAACUACAAACAGGUGAUAAACAUAUUUAGAAUAAUAGGUUCUACUAGAGGGUCAAAAGUAAGUGACCUAGCACUACUGUGUUUUUUCCAAAGAAAGUUAAAAUACGCUAAAAGAAGGGCCCAUUCCCCUGUUCGGAGAUCCACAUGUCGUCCAACGCGGAUAAAAUAUCCAGUUUCAUGAAUCUCCGCAAUCCUAGCGUUACUUUAAAAAAAGCUAAUAACCGUCAUUAAAUAUUCGUUUCGAAUAUUUUUUUGUUUUUAAUAAUUAAAACCCGUAUCUUCAACAUAGUGUGAAAUAGAUUGAUGAUGCAUGAUGUAGCUUGAUCCUUGAUAGCGAAACCUCCUGUCUCCACUAAGAACCGUUGCAGCGUAGUUAAAGAUGGUUAAAGAAAAAUAAACAAACUGAAAACUA